Molecule: messenger RNA, 774 nt
Organism: Necator americanus (New World hookworm)
Lineage: Eukaryota; Metazoa; Nematoda; Chromadorea; Rhabditida; Ancylostomatidae
Exons: 1
Coding region: 1-774 (257 amino acids)
Biological process (GO): chromatin remodeling
Cellular component (GO): nucleus
Molecular function (GO): catalytic activity
Source: RefSeq, a predicted model, not a curated record
AUGGCGACCGGUGAGAGGCGAUCAAAUCUCGGGUUGCUCAGGACGUCAUUGAUUCUGGACCAAGGCGACACACGCACGACUCGCCAUGGAGACUGUCUCAGACUGUGUACUUACAACGCGAGAACAGUUUCCAAAGACGCCGACCUGCAUUCCCUUCUCGGAGCUGCAGAGCGUAUCAAAUUUCACGUGAUUGCUCUGCAGGAGACCAAGUGCAGAAGGAGCGACGUACGACAGAUGAAUGACGGUACACUCGUCAUUCGUGGAGAGAAGGUUCCGUCGCGAAAUGUAGGCGGUGUUGGUUUCGUUGUGCACCCAUCUGUCGUCCAUCUCGUCGAUUCUCACGAGAUCCUGUCACCUCGUCUGGCCAUUCUUCGCCUCCGCCCUCUGCGCCAAAAAUCCAUCAGUAUCAUCAACUGCUAUUCACCAACAUCAGCAGCUGAUGAUUCCGAAUUGGACGCGUUUUACGAGGAGCUGGAGGAAGUAGUCCACAACGAGAAGUCCUUUUACAAGUUCGUUGUCGGAGACUUCAACGCAAAACUAGGAAAGGCCACAGAAGAGGAAUACAGGAUUGGAAGAUUUGGACUGGGGGACCGGAAUGAAAAUGGCAAUCGUCUCGCCGGGCUGUUGUCCGCCGCUCGCCUCUUUCAUGGGAACUCUCUUUUCAUGAAAAAGAUCAUCGUCGGUGGACAUGGGAAUCGCCCAAUGGCGCGACUCGUGCGGAGAUCGACCACAUACUCACCAACCGGAGGUGGUGUCUAUUUGACGUCUCAGUAG